UAGGUUUAAAUUAUUCAUUCAUUCCUUUAUGGAGAUUAUAAAUACAGAUUUUGCAAAAAUUGAAGUAGAUUUUGAUAUAUUUGAACCGACGCCUACAGAUUUUGAUGGAAUUUUAAACAAUGUCAGACAAGUAUUGCCUCAUAAUCUGAGCUCAGAUGAUUUAGCAGAUUUGAUAACAAAUUAUGGCAAAUUUACUUUGUUAAUCAAGCAAGCACAAGAAGUUGAAAAAGAUAAUGAAAAUGAUGAUGCCUUUAUUUUUGGCUUGGUUGCAUUCUUAAAUUUAAAUCAGAAUUAUGUUACACUUGAGAAUAAAGGUUCUAUAUUAGAGUCAAUGAAGAAGUUUUUGAUUGAUUUUGAAAAUCAUCAUAAAAAUUCCAUUAAAGGCAACAAGAUAUUAUUUUCAGAUAUAUUUUCCUCUGAUAAUAUAUCUGCACCCAAAUAUAACAUAGGAUUCUUGCUUGAUGAAAGAAUUUGUGAUAUACCACCUCAAAUUUCACCCCAGAUAUUUGAAAAUAUUUUGUCUGAACUAAAUGAAAAUCCAAAAACCUAUAGUAUUGAUGGGAGAUUAUGUGAUUAUGUAUUGUGUCUUACCAGGGUAGUACAAAUUUCUUCUGACUUGGGUGAAGUAGAAAAUGAUAAUAAUUAUAACAAUGACAUUAAAACAACUAAGACUAAAAAACACAAAAAACUUAAAAGAAUGGUACAAAGAAUGAAAAAAUCAACAGAAAUUGCCUGGAUGUGCCCUGAAAUGGAAAUUCUAUUUGAAGAAAGCUUGAUUCAUUUGGACAUACCUGUUACCAUAAAGUCUGGCACCUUACCAACAGAUAACUUAGUAGAUGCUAAACUCCUACAAAAUGACAAUGACAUAAUGAAUAUUGCAAGAUUUUUUGUUCUUCCAUUUAUUAAAUUUGAAAAGUGUAUUUCCCAUAUAUCUGAAAUAUAUGGAGGAAAUAUUAAUCCAUGAUUAAAUUAAAAAAUAUAUAUGCCUCAUGUGACCCUGCCCUAAAUUUAUAUCCAUUUUCGGGGUCUCCUAAGAACCUGUUAACAAGAAUUAUUUAUAAAUCUAUAAAUAUACAAAAGAUAUUUAAAAAUAAAAUAAAGAA
Molecule: messenger RNA, 1103 nt
Organism: Gordionus sp. m RMFG-2023
Lineage: Eukaryota; Metazoa; Nematomorpha; Gordioida; Chordodea; Parachordodidae
Product: BRCA2 and CDKN1A-interacting protein-like
Exons: 7
Coding region: 29-964 (311 amino acids)
Cellular component (GO): nucleus
Source: RefSeq, a predicted model, not a curated record